Messenger RNA from Daktulosphaira vitifoliae (grape phylloxera), 1705 nucleotides. RefSeq names its product piggyBac transposable element-derived protein 4-like. Lineage: Eukaryota; Metazoa; Arthropoda; Insecta; Hemiptera; Phylloxeridae. The record is from RefSeq and is a predicted model, not a curated record. The transcript is spliced from 3 exons. Bases 27 to 1616 code for a protein of 529 amino acids.
AUGAUUAAUUACUAUAUUAAUUACAUAUGAAUGAAAAUAGCAUAAAUAAUAUUUUAGAAAAUUUAUCCGAUUGGUCUGGCUAUGACACGGAUAGUGAUUUGGAAAAUGAAGAUCUUGGGUUGGAGAAUGGUAAUAUUGCAUCAAUUUCUGAAAAUGUGCAGUCAACUGCAAAACAAAGUAACGGUCAACAUUCAGAGCCUAUUUGGGUGGAUGUUGAUGAAGAAUUACAGCCUCAGUUUAUAUUCAAUCAAAUGGAUGAACCAGUUGGUAUUAAUCCAGAUAUAAUUGAUAGUUUAUCUGAAGUUGAAGAAACAAACAGAUAUGCUGCAGAGUUAUUAAUAUCUGUAGUUAGUCCUCAUUCACGCCUUAAAAAAUGGGAAAAUGUUACUCAUACUGAAAUGAAAACAUUCUUAGGAAUUAUUAUGUGGAUGGGUUUAUGUCCUCAACCUUCCAUAGCUUCAUACUGGAAAACAAAUAGUAUUAUUUAUACAUCCAAUAUACCUCAAUUUAUGAAGAGAAAAAGAUUUGAACUUCUUUUGAGAACAUUUCACUGCUGCAAUAAUGCUCUUUGUCCUCCAGGUGACCGUUUAUACAAAGUAAAUAAUUUGCUUGAUUUACUUUUAUCAAAGUUUAAAAUGGCACGGACCCCAAAGCAGUCUAUGUGUAUUGACGAGUCAAUAAUUCCAUUUACUGGUCGUCUGUCAUUUAAGCAAUAUAUACAAAAUAAAGCUCAUAAAUAUGGUAUUAAAGUAUUUAAACUAUGCAUUAAUAACUUCUACACUAUUGGGUUUAAAAUUUAUGCUGGUAAGGAGGCUAUGGCUGGUCAGAGAGUGUCAACAAAAGUGGUAAUGGAAAUGGCAGAAGAUUACCUUGAUUUAGGCAGAACAAUGUAUACAGAUAAUUGGUACAGUAGUUAUGAUUUGGCUAGUGAACUUUUGAACAGAUCUACUAAUUUGGUUGGUACUCUUCGUUCCAACAGAAAAUGUAAUCCAAAAGAUGUGGUAAACAAAAAACUAAAAAAAGGAGAAGUGUUUGCAAAGCAAUGUAAUAAAGGAAUAACUGUUUUAAAAUGGAAAGAUAAGCGUGAUGUACUAAUGAUAUCAACUCAACACUCCGAUGCUCAAGCUACUAUUUUAAAUAAACGAGGAAAAGAAGUUAAAAAACCUCAAGUUAUUAUAGAUUAUAAUAAAGGUAAAGGGUUAGUGGAUGUCACUGAUCUUAGAAAUUCAUACCACAACCCACUUCGUAGAACUUUAAAGUGGUAUAAAAAAAUUAUUUUUGAAUUACUUCUAAACACAUCAGUUCUCAACGCAUUAUCAUUAUAUGAAGAAAUACAUCAAGAGAAAAUGGAUAUUACUGUGUUUAGAGAAAUACUGGUUAAAAGUUUAUUAAAAACAAAUGAAAUGAAUUUGUCUAAAUCAGUACAAAAUACACAAUAUCAUGAACUAGAAAAAGUUAAAUCAAGAGGACGUUGUUUUGUUUGCUAUAAAGAAAUGAUGCUUCAAGGAGGACGCACUCAUGCUCAAAAAAUAACCAGGCAAGUAACAACAAAGUGUAAAAUUUGCAGUAAAUUUUUUUGUAUGCAAUGUUUCUUCAGUGAACAUAAAUUUGUGUAAAAGUAAGUUUAUAGUCAAUUAUACACUAAUCAAGUGUCUAUGUAUAUACUUAAUUUUACUUUAUUGAAUUUACCAAAUUGGCCUAAGGA